UUUCCUCAGCGUGGGCGGCUCAAGCUAGGCUCCUGCUGUUGCGCCUCUGCGCGAUCCUCCUCUGCCUCGGCGGCCGGCGGCCGGGUGGCGAGCCUAUCUAAUACAAUACCUCAGGGUCGUUCCGCCGGCCCUUGUACAGAUCUGAGCCGGGGAUGAAGGAGCUGUCCCCGGCAGCUUCGCUGAGCCGGGCUGUACUUUCCGAGUUUGUCUCAAGGCCUCCUGAGGCACUGUGUCCUCGGGUUCGGCGCUUCGCAACAUUUCUGGACACUCUUGGGUUACAGACGCUGGUCCGCGGCAUAGAACGCUUUUCUGAGUUUACCUUUCCUUAGAAUACAUAAAUCGAGAGUAUAAGAAAGCUUUAAAGAGUAAUCUCUCCAGCCUUUUCACUUAAUAAAUGAAGAAUGAAGUGCAGAGUAAAUCCCGGAUGACGUAAUAUCCUGCGAAUGCGCUGCUUUUAUGAUUUUAUGGUUUCCACCAGACAUCAGACAUUUUAAAAUCCUAUAAAAACAACUGAUCAAGUCGGUUGUGGUGGCUUAUGUAAUUCCAGCGACUUGGAGGCUGAGGCAAGAGGAUCCCAAGUCUGUGGCCUGUCUGGGUAAUUUAACGAGACCUUGUUUCAAAAAAGGCAGCUGUGGGGGCCGCCUGGGGUUGUACCAAUGGGUAAGGUGACCCUGGGUUCAAUCCCUACUUCAGGUCCAUUCAGGAAGAACUUUUCCAGGAGAGAUCUUACUGAUAGAGCUUUUGCACAACUAUAAUGUCAUCUACUUGGAAUAUCCAGGCCAAAAAGGACCAGGAAGAACUUCUGGAAGUAAAGAUAGAGGACCAGGAGGAGGAAGAGAAUAAAUAUACCUCCAGACAGGAUGAGAGCCUUCAAAAGAACAACAGAGAGGUCUUUCGACAAUACUUCAGGCAGUUCUACUACCAGGAAACAUCUGGACCUCGGGAAGCUUUGAGCCGACUCCGGGAGCUUUGCCAUCAAUGGCUGAGGCCAGAGACUCACACCAAAGAACAGGUCCUGGAGCUGCUGGUGCUGCAGCAGUUCCUGACCAUCCUACCUGAGGAACUUCAAGCCUGGUUACAGGAGCAGCAUCCAGAAAAUGGAGAGGAGGUGGUGAAUGUGCUGGAAGAUUUAGAGAAAGAGCUAGAUGAACCAGGAUAUCAGGUUGCAGGAACAGAAGAACCCAGUGUGUCCCUCCAGUCUAUGAAAACCCAGUGUGAAUCUCCAGAACUUGAAGCUCAAGAGAAGCAAGUUUCAGAUAUUAAGACUGAAAAUGAGUACAGGAAUUUAACUCCAAAACAAAAAGUUCCUGAAGGAAUGAAACCAUGUGGGAAUGUGUCUAGCAGAUUUGAAAAUGAUAUAAACCAGUCUGCUAAGUGUGGAGAAACUCAAAAUUCAGAAGAAUCUUCUGGAUGCUCCAGGGAACAUAAACAACCUAUAUGUGAUGAAAAUGGAGUGAGUUCUACUGAGAACUCAGAUCAUGCUGAAAAGAGAACCUGUCCAGGAGAAAAAUCUUAUGAAUAUAAUGACUGUAGAAAAACUUUUAAUCAGCAGUCUUGCCUCAUAGAACAUAAGAGAAUUCAUGCUGGUGACAGGCCCUACAAGUGUGAGGAAUGUGGAAAAACCUUUCGUGGGAGAACUGUACUUAUUCGACACAAAAUAAUACACACUGGAGAGAAACCAUAUAAGUGUAAUGAGUGUGGCAGAGCCUUUGGACAGUGGUCAGCUCUUAAUCAACAUCAGAGACUUCACUCUGGAGAAAAACACUGUCACUGUAAUGAAUGUGGCAAAGCUUUUAGCCAGAAAGCAGGCCUCUUUCACCAUCUCAAGAGUCACACAAGAGACAAACCUUAUCAGUGUCCUCAGUGUAAUAAAAGUUUUAGUCGACGUUCCAUACUCAUUCAGCAUCAAGGAGUUCACACUGGUGCGAAGCCCUAUGAGUGCAAUGAGUGUGGAAAAGCUUUUGUUUAUAACUCAUCCCUUGUUUCCCAUCAGGAGAUCCACCACAAAGAAAAAUGCUAUCAGUGCAAAGAAUGUGGGAAAUCCUUCAGUCAGAGUGGCCUUAUUCAACAUCAGAGAAUCCACAUUGGGGAGAAGCCAUACAAGUGUGAUGUAUGUGAAAAAGCCUUUAUUCAAAGGACAAGUCUUAUAAAGCAUCAGUGAAUUCACACUGGAGAAAGACCCUAUAAAUGUGAUAAAUGUGGGAAGGCUUUUACUCAAAGAUCAGUCCUCAUGGCUCAGAGAAUCCACACUGGAGAGAGGCCCUAUAAGUGUGAUGAAUGUGGAAAUACCUUCCGAGGAAUCACCAGCCUCAUUCAACAUUAGAGAAUCCACACCGGGGAGAAACCCUACCAAUGUGAUGAGUGUGGCAAAUCCUUCAGGCAGAGUUCAGAUCUUAGUAAACACCAGAGAAUCCAUAAUAGAGGUGGUCUCUGUAAAUGUAAAGAGUGUGGGGAAUCAUUCAGUCAGAACUCAGCUCUUACACAACAUCAGACUAUCCAUAAAAGAGGAAAAUCUGUUUCUUUGUGAUGGCUGCAGAGAAGCCAUCUCACAAAGUGCAGGCUGGUGAGAAAUACCAGCUUUUGUAAUGAUUUGGGGCAAAACUUCAAUUACUGUUGGUAUAAGAAAACCUCAGAUAUUUAUUGAGAACCCACUGUGUGCUGCUCUUUAUAUUAGGUACUAUGGAGAACAAGAAGCACAACAGCAGAUUCCUUUUUUCUGAAAGUUUACAACACAGUUUGGGAUAUGUAAACCCCACAUAUUGAAUUAAAUGAGACUACAGAGUCAUAUAUUUCAUGCUCAACAUAGUUUAGAGUUAAAGUACUACUUGGUAAGUGCUCUAAAUUAUGAAGGACAGAUUACUUCUGCCUAGACUACUCAGGAAAGAAUUUAUUGAAAAUGAGGGUGUAGUGGGCAGAUAUGGAAGGCAAAAGGGAGAAAAUAUUUAGGCAAAACAGAUAAAAGCAGAGGUAAAUGUGCAUGUGGUUUGGAAGCAUCAAUGAUGAGACUAGCCAAUCUAAGAGAGUUCAUUAAACUUGGGCAGUUGAUGGCAUUAAAUUGGAAACAACUUGGGAAUAGACUGGCAGGGCUAAAAUAUCAAUAAUUUCAUAUAAUAGCUCUAUGCUUUGACACAGAGCACUUUUCUCAAUUCCAUAAGCACCUCUUUAAAUCAGUUAUUCUUCAUUUUAAAAAUGAGUAUCCUCUUCCUAAGAGAGAUAGUGACAUAGUUAUAAUAAAGAAAAGAUCAACAGCUUAAAUUACUGCUUUCUGACUGCUAGUCCUGUCCAUUAUUACUAGUGAAUCACUGAAUUUGAUUAACAUCAGAAUCACUUGUGCAGUUUAUUUUAAAUGACUGGGGUAUAGCUCAUGGUAGAGUGCUUGCUUAGCAUGAGUGAGGCCGUGGGUUUGAUCCCCGGCAUUGGGUGAAAAAAUAUCAUGGCUCUGAAGUUUUAAGUGGGCAUGGUGACAUAUGCUUAUAGUCCUAGCUAUUAGGAAGGCUGAGGUAGCAGAAUCGCUUAAGCUCAGGAGUUGGACCACCAGUCUGGGCAAUAUAGCAAGACCUCAUCUCAAAAUAAUAAAUACUACUUUAAAAAAUAAUAAAAUGUGUUGAGUCCUACUCACAGAUAUUGUACUUCAUUAGGUCUAGGAUAGGAAUUGCAUAUCUUCAUUUUAUAGCUCUACAGUCACCUGACCUAUUCUAAAUUGGGAAAGUUUGCCUUAAAUCACUACUGUACCUUCAUGGUUGCCUAUGAAGUGAAAAAACCUGAAUAUAGUCUUUUAGAGGGUCACUGAUUUUUAGCAUAAGGAAAUUCUUACAGGGGACAAUGGCCACCAGCUUUUUAGAAUGAACAGGAAAUUAGACUACUGUCAUGCCUCCAAAGUAGUUUCAAGAUGGCUUUUCCAUCCCUUUGAAAGUAAAUGUUUCCAAAAAAGAGACCUACAUUCUAAGGCUCUCAAGGGUCUUCUGAGUGCAAGGCCUUGUUUGUUUUACUACUUACAGAGGUAUACCGGUAUUCUCUUUUACUUUUAAAUCUUCCUUUGUUUCCCAGUUCUGUCAGUAUCAUUAUGUUCUGAAUUCUUGAGAACUUGUUAUGAUUUUAUGUUUUUUAUCCCUUUUUGAGGCCCAACGAUAAGUGAUAAUGAUAUUAAUAUAAUAUAUUAAUAUUAAUAUAAUUAAUGAUAUUAAUAUAACUAUAAUUUAGGCAUAUAUUAAAUUGGCUUUGGGGAUUGGAAUAUAUGUGACUAUUUCUGAAAAGCAUUACUCAACUAACAACAGAAAAGCAGAUGAACUGUUGAAAAACAACUCAUUUGUAAGUUGAGACAGCUUAUUUAGGCUUUUUCAACACCAAUAUUAGAGCUGUACAUGUAAGGCAGAGGCAACCAAGAUUAGAAACUGUUUUUCUCUUCUAGGGAACAAACAAGAAUCCCAGAUUGAGUCAGAGAGUUGUGUAGCUAUAAGUUUGUGAAGCUUAUUCCCUAUAUAAGCUUCCCUGCCUCCUCUUUCUUACUCUUAUGUCACUCUUCUUGUUGGAGGGGACUUUACUUAUUGAUGAGGACCUUUAUGAAUAUGUCCUCCUUACCAUGAUUAUGUUGUCCAUAUUCCUUAUCUAAUCUGAUUUCACAGAUUUGUUAUCCAAACUAAAAUUACUCUUCACUGCAACUUCAUAGGCUUUCUCUUUAAGCUGACUGUUCACUGAAAUGUAAAUGUUAUUUUAAACUUGCUUCCUAGUCCUCUCAAUACUUUUAUUUGGCAAUCUUCCAGCUCAUUUUCAGCUUAACAUGUACUGUCUAUACACAAAAGUUCCUCUAUUUGCCUUUCUGCGCACUAGAGCUCUUAAACACCUAAUAUAAAGGGACCAUAAAGACCCAGAAUAAUAGAAUGUGCCUAUUAUAUAGAAAGAUACUGUUCAUAACUUGAUUGAUAAUGUGGGCUUUUUGUUCUAGUUGUUUCUUGUGCAAUCAGAGUAUCCAAAAAAAGGAUAAAGGGUAUGAAAUUUUCAGGUAGGCAUCAAAAGGGAUAAAAUUAGUUAUUCAGGAUAAUAUAAUGGAAUUAUUAAUUACUAUUUGGAGCUAAAUUGGUGACAUGGAAGGCCCUGAGAGCCAAAUGGAAGACAUGCCAUGUUAGAUGUGGAAAUGGGGUGCCCCAUUGGGUAAUGCAGUGAGCAGAGAAUGCCUUUUGAUGAUCAAGAAUACAUCUUAAUGGCUGGGCACAGUGGCGCACAUCUGUAAUCCCAGUGGCUGGGGAGGCUGAGGCAGGAGGAUUGUGAGUUCAAAGCUAGCCUUAGCAAAAGUGAGACGCUAAGCAAUUCAGUGAGACUGUCUCUAAAUAAAAUACAAAAUAGGGCUGGGGAUGUGGCUCAGUGGUUGAGUGCCCCUGAGUGCAAUUCCUGGUACCCCUCUCCACCUCCCCAAAAGAAUACAUCUUAAUGGAUAUGAGAUAGAUGUGUUGUGACAAUGACAGGAUCUAGGAAAUCAAAGACCUUUGAAACAUCUUAUUAUCUAUAUAUGCUAUGAGAUAAUCAAUAAUACUAGGAGGCAGGAAGGAAAGGAAGAAUGUGAAAUGAAACAGGUCCAAGGUUAGAUGUAAUGGCAGUUAAUAGUAGUAGCACAACAACCAGGUAGUAAAGUAACUGGUGUAAAACUUAAAUGAUGAAUCAUGAAAGCAGUGGUUUAUAAUAAGGAUAAAAUUGACUUUCUUUUCUAAUUGAUUUGAAGUAGAUUGAUUCAGGUGUUAAAGGUAGAAAGCACCUGGAGAAGUUGGGAAAGCCAGGUUUCCAGAGCAAUAAAAAGUGAAGUUAAAAAUGGACUGUGGGGGCUGGGGUUGUGCUCAGAGAUAGAGCACUCGCCUAGCAUGUGUGAGGCACUGGGUUCAAUCCUCAGCACCAUAUAAAUAAAUUGUGUCCACCUAUAACUUAAAAAUAAAUAUUAAAAAAAAAUGACUGUGGAUGACACAAUAACCUAACAAUUAGGUAGCGGAAAGGGAUUGAAAAGGGAAGAAGAAUGCUUCUCAAAAAAUAAUUGUAUAAAGAGGUUUCUGGAAUUUGAAAUAUGAGAUAAAACUAAUGAAGGAGAGUGGGAAUGAGCAGGACUCUGAACUGAGAAGUCUCAACUGUGUGGUGAGGACACGUAGAGAGCACUGUAUGAUAUAAGAGCUUAAAAAAGUUCUGCACUCCUGUUCUCAGUUUAGAAGUUGCCUCUUUGGCUAGUAUCAGUAGGUAGCGUUAUUAUAGGCAAAACAAAGUUUAAUUAUUGGCUAUCUUCUGGAAUUGAAAAAAAGGAUUUAUUAACAAUAAUACAGGGAGGAUCCAACAUGGCAGCAGGCACGGAGAGAUCAAGUCUCUGACCUCUUCAGCUGUGCGGGCAUACGGAGUCGUAAACCGUCUAAAUGCUGUUUGCUCAGGAUCACUAGGCAAUGCUAAGCUGAUGUGGAUCUGGGGCGAACAGUCUGGGCAUCUCAGAACACACACCAAGCCCGUAUUGGCUGAAUUCAAGCUCCCGUUCGCCUGCGUCUCGCAGACAAACCGCUGUGACUCAGCACUAAACGAUCCCACUGAAACAAUUGAUUGGCCCUUCUGAACCUGCGGAGGUUAAUACCAACCGAGCCUUCAUAGGUAGUGGCCACAGGAUUGAGACAGGGCUUGGGAGAGCUGGUUAGGACCCACCCGUUGCAUCGGUCACCCGGCAAAGGGAACGAACUGUCGCCAUUUGCAUGGGAUACCACCAUGGCAGAGAACUGACGUCACUAGAAUGCGGUGGAGGAGAUAACUUCAUUGAAACUGGCAGCGACAGGUGUGUAACCCCCCAGCCCUUCCUCUUCACACAGAGGGGAAACCUUAAGGGCCCCUCCCAGCUCUCCCGUGAGUGCAAUAGUCAAACCAAGGGAAUCAGGAGUGGCGCGGGACCUGCGGCGUGGAACCCCCGGCUACCGCUCCCACCAGUACUGACAACUGAGGUCUCUUGCACCAGCUACUGGAGGCGUGGCUACCGGAGGGCAAGCAAAAUUCGCUGAGGGUUCUCAGCCCCAAGCUCCACAAACUUAGGGUCUGAGGGAAUGGCAAACAGGGAGAGUGUGCCCAGUCCUUCAAGAAAAUAGGGCUCCUGGGCGCAGCAGACCUGGCGUGUAGCCAGUAUUGUGGUGAGCAUCACCUGUGAGCGGGGCCUGGCUUGAGGAAAAGUGGGGAAGUGACUAGACACAAGAGAAGGCCCUAGGCACUCAGGAUUGGAGAACUGCUCGGUCUGGGAGGAGGAACUGCUGCACAGUGAUUGGUUCCCGUGUAUUGAGAGGAGAAGCUUGGCCCGGUGGGCACAGCUCCACCUACUGGAAGAGAAGUUAAUCAAACUCUAAGACUGCAUUUAUUAAAUUUUUUUUAUUUGGGUUUUUUUUUUCAUUUUCAUUUUUAAAUUUUUUUAAAUAUUUUUUUAUUAUUUUUUUAACUUUAUUUUUUAUUUUUUUGAUUUUUUUUAAAUUUUUUUUUCUUUUUUUCUUUUCUAUUUUUUCUUUUGUCUUUUCAUUUCUUUUCAAUUUCCUUAUUCCCCCUUCCUUGAAUUCUACCUGCUUACUCUCAUUCUCUUUAGUGACUUCUUCCCUUCCCUUCUAAUACGUUUCCUCCCAAGCAUCAAAUAAAUUUAUAGGAGUAAACAGUUACUCAGCAGUCAAACAGAACAAGAAGUAACAUGAGCAGCAUGAAAAAGCAAGGAAGAAAAGGAGUACAAACAAUUCAGGACAGCCUAAAUAUUCAGGAGGACCUGGAGGCAUCAGAAAAAUGGCCAAAUAAAGAACUCAAGGAAUACCUUAGACAGAUGGAAUGGAAUCUUAAAGAAGAUAUGAGACAGCAAAUUCAAACAGUGAAUGAACACAUUGAAAAUAAAUUACAUAAACAGAUAAAAUAAGCAAAUAAGCAUCUUUAUCAGGAGAUAGAGAUUAUUAAAAAAAUCAACCAAUAAUUCUAGAAAUGAAGGAAACUAUAAACCAAAUUAAAAACUCAAAUGAGAGUAUCACUAACAGAGUGGAGCAAGUAGAAGCCAGAACAUCAGAUAAUGAAGACAAAAUAUAUCAUCUUGAAAAGAGUCUAGCCAACUCAGAAAGGCUGGUAAAAAAAUCAGGAGAAAAACAUCCAAGAGAUAUGGGAUAACAUAAAAAAACCAAACUUAAGAGUCAUCGAGAUAGAGGAAGGUAUAGAGGUUCAAACCAAGGGAAUGUGCAACCUGCUAAAUUAAAUAAUUAUAGAAAACUUUCCAGAAAUAAAAAAAGGAAAUGGAUAUACAAAUUGUCAAUGCAUACAGGACACCAAGCAUACAAAAUCACAGUAGACCAAUGCCAAGACACAUUGUUAUGAAGAUAUCCAAUAUACAGAACAAAGAGAAAAUAUUAAAAGCUACAAGAGAAAGGAGGCAGAUUACAUUCAGGGGUAAACCAAUAAGGUUAACAACGGAUUUUUCAUCACAGACUCUGAAAGCGAGAAGAUACUGGAACAACGUACUUCAAACAAUGAAAGACAAUGGAUGCCAACCAAGAAUUUUGUAUCCAGCAAAAUUAAGCUUCAGGUAUGACAACAAAAUAAAAAUCUUUCAUGAUAAACAAAAGUUAAAAGAAUUUGCAGCCAGAAAACCAGCACUGCAAAGCAUCUUGAGCAAAACACUACACGAGGAAGAAAUGAAAAACAAUAACCAAAACCAACAGUGGGAAGUACCUCAGUAAAGACAGAGGGUGGGGGGAAAGCUAAUCAUGGAGAAACAAACUAAAUUAAAAAAAAAAAGAUAAAUAAUCAAACAUGGCUGGAAGUACAAACCAUAUAUCAAUAGUAACUCUAAAUGUUAAUGGCUUAAACUCUCCAAUAAAGCGACAUAGGCUGGUAACAUGGAUUAAAAAAACAAAUUCAACAAUAUGCUGCCUCCAGGAGACACAUCUGAUUGGAAAAGACAUACACAGGCUGAAGGUGAAAGGUUGGGAAAAAAUAUACCACGCACACGGUCCUCGUAAGCAAGCAGGGGUGGCCAUCCUCAUAUUGAAUAAAAUCGACUUCAAGACUAAGUUAACCAAAAGGGAUAAGGAAGGACAUUAUAUACUGUUAAAAGGAACCAUUCACCAACAAGACAUAACAAUUAUCAAUAUUUAUGCACCAAAUAAUGGUGCUGCGACGUUCAUAAAACAAACUCUCCUCAAGUUCAAGAAUCAAAUAGACCACAACACAAUAAUUAUGGGUGACUUCAACACAGCUCUCUCACCAUUGGACAGAUCCUCCAAACAAAAGUUGAAUAAAGAAACUAUAGAACUCAAUAUCACAAUCAAUAACCUAGACUUAACUGACAUAUAUAGAAUAUAUCAACCAUCAUCAAGUGGAUAUACUUUUUUCUCAGUAGUACAUGGAUCCUUCUCAAAAAUAGACCAUAUAUUAUGCCAUAGGGCAACACUCAGUAAAUAUAAAGGGGUGGAGAUAAUACCAUGCAUUUUAUCUGAUCAUAAUGGAAUGAAACUGGAAAUCAAUGAUAAAAGCAGGAAGGAAAAAUCCUACAUCACAUGGAAAAUGAACAAUAUGUUACUGAAUGAUCAGUGGGUUACAGAAGACAUAAAGGAGGAAAUCAAAAAUUUCUUAGAGAUAAAUGAAAAUACAGACACAACAUACCGGAAUCUAUGGGACACAAUGAAAGCAGUUUUAAGAGGGAAAUUCAUCGCCUGUAGGUAAUUUCUCAAAAAAAAAAAAAAAAAAAAAAAAACCAACAAA
This is a messenger RNA of Marmota monax (woodchuck), 9720 nucleotides long. RefSeq names its product zinc finger and SCAN domain containing 12 (gene Zscan12). Gene Ontology annotation, molecular function: RNA polymerase II cis-regulatory region sequence-specific DNA binding; DNA-binding transcription factor activity. Gene Ontology annotation, biological process: regulation of transcription by RNA polymerase II. NCBI's taxonomy places the organism in Eukaryota, Metazoa, Chordata, Mammalia, Rodentia, Sciuridae. The record is from RefSeq and is a predicted model, not a curated record.